This is a messenger RNA of Meleagris gallopavo (turkey), 4017 nucleotides long. It is a transcript of the gene CPEB3, whose product is annotated as cytoplasmic polyadenylation element binding protein 3. Gene Ontology annotation, biological process: negative regulation of cytoplasmic translation. Gene Ontology annotation, molecular function: translation factor activity, RNA binding; mRNA regulatory element binding translation repressor activity; ribosome binding. Gene Ontology annotation, cellular component: cytoplasm; synapse; neuron projection. The record is from RefSeq and is a predicted model, not a curated record. Lineage: Eukaryota; Metazoa; Chordata; Aves; Galliformes; Phasianidae.
AGUUUCUCAUUGCAGGGUGAGAGCUCUGAGUUCCGGUGUAAGAGAAAAGAGACGUGGCGAAAUUGCUGUAUAUCUCUGCCCUAUAAGCACAUCUCUCAUUUAGACUGAAGGGAAACAAGGCAUCAAAAAGGCUGCGCAAACCAUGCAGGAUGAUUUACUGAUGGACAAAAGCAAAGCCCAGCCCCAGCAGCAGCGGCAGCAGCAGCAGCAAGAUCCAAACUCAGCAGAAGCCCCCUCUACGCCCAUCUCGUCAGAGACGCCCAAGCCAGAAGACAACAGCUCAGUGACUAGUAUCGGCACAUCGGCUCCUUCCCAAAAUAGCAAGGAGAAGAUGCAGAUGGAGUCUCCCAUUUUGCCUGGCUUGAGCUUUCACCAGCCUCAACAAGAACCUGCAGCCGGCACCUCCUUGUCUCCCUCCUUUGGCAGCACCUGGUCGACGGGGACCACAAACACGGUGGAUGAUAGCUUUUUCCAGGGGAUUACUCCGGUCAAUGGAACAAUGCUUUUCCAGAAUUUUCCGCACCAUGUCAACCCUGUAUUUGGUGGCACUUUCUCUCCUCAAAUUGGCCUAGCUCAGACUCAACACCACCAACAUCAGCAGCAGCAGCAGCAAGCUCAGCAGCAGCAGCAGCAGCGGAGGUCUCCUGUGAGCCCUAAUCAGGCACCUUUUGCCCAGAGAAAUGCUGCUUACAGCCAUCAGCCCAUCAUGACCAGCAAACCGUCUUCCUCUUCUGCAUCCUCUUCUUCUUCCUCCAGCUGGAAUAACCAUCAAAAUGCAGCUUGGAGUACACCUUCCAACCCUUGGGGUGGGCUGCAGGCUGGUAGGGACCCUCGAAGGGCAGUUGGAGUGGGGGUCGGCGUGGGAGUGGGGGUCGGUGUACCCUCCCCCCUCAAUCCCAUUUCACCCCUUAAAAAACCAUUCUCCAGCAAUGUCAUUGCCCCUCCGAAGUUCCCACGGGCUGCACCCUUAACCCCCAAAUCCUGGAUGGAAGACAACGCGUUCAGGACGGACAAUGGCAACAAUCUGUUGCCUUUUCAGGACCGGAAUAGGCCCUAUGACACUUUUAACUUGCACUCUUUGGAAAAUUCCUUAAUGGAUAUGAUAAGGACUGAUCAUGAGCCUCUGAAAGGUAAACACUACCCUCCCAGUGGCCCACCAAUGAGUUUCGCUGAUAUAAUGUGGAGGAAUCAUUUUACAGGGCGUAUGGGAAUAAACUUCCAUCAUCCAGGAACGGAUAAUAUUAUGGCCCUUAACAGUCGGUCUUCACUCUUUCCUUUUGAAGAUGGCUUCCUAGACGACAGUCACGGUGAUCAGUCUUUAUCAUCGGGUCUCAGCUCUCCAACACGCUGUCAGAAUGGUGAAAGAGUGGAACGCUAUUCUAGAAAGGUGUUUGUUGGAGGUCUUCCUCCUGACAUUGAUGAAGAUGAGAUCACUGCCAGCUUUCGUAGGUUUGGACCUCUUGUGGUGGACUGGCCUCACAAAGCUGAAAGCAAGUCAUAUUUUCCACCUAAAGGCUAUGCCUUCCUGCUGUUCCAGGAAGAAAGCUCUGUACAAGCUCUGAUAGAUGCCUGUCUGGAAGAAGAUGGGAAACUUUACCUGUGUGUAUCAAGUCCCACAAUUAAGGAUAAACCAGUGCAAAUUCGACCUUGGAACCUAAGUGACAGUGACUUUGUGAUGGAUGGGUCUCAGCCUUUGGACCCAAGAAAAACUAUUUUUGUUGGAGGAGUUCCACGGCCCCUCCGAGCUGUUGAAUUGGCAAUGAUUAUGGACCGUUUAUACGGAGGUGUCUGCUAUGCUGGCAUUGAUACAGACCCAGAGUUGAAGUACCCAAAAGGUGCUGGCAGAGUGGCUUUCUCUAAUCAGCAGAGCUAUAUUGCUGCUAUCAGUGCUCGCUUUGUCCAGCUCCAACACAAUGACAUUGAUAAACGGGUGGAAGUGAAGCCAUAUGUGCUGGAUGAUCAGAUGUGUGAUGAAUGCCAAGGCACUCGCUGUGGUGGAAAAUUUGCUCCGUUCUUUUGUGCCAAUGUUACCUGUUUGCAGUAUUACUGUGAAUACUGCUGGGCAAGCAUACACUCUCGUGCUGGGCGAGAGUUCCACAAACCACUGGUAAAGGAGGGAGGUGACCGACCCCGCCACGUGCCGUUCCGCUGGAGCUGAACCCCAGGCCUCCCCAGCAACAAGUACUGGAGUAGAUAAAAUCGAGGGAAAAAGAGAGCGCUGCCUCAGGGCUUAGUGUUCUGGAAAUUUGUGCAUUCGUCCUCGACUUUAAUGAAGAUAUGGGUCUUUUUAUUACUAUUAUUAUUAUUUACAGUCACAUUACUGAACUCAGUGUCCAGUAUGAUACAAACCGGCAGAGUGUAACUGUACUGAUUUUGCACUUUGAUUCACACAAACAUCUGCUUGGUACCUUAAUUUCCUACACAAGACUUGUCACUAGUGACAUUAUGUAGACUGCCAUUCUCAUCAGCCUUCACUGGGUUGAUGUGUAUGUGAUGAAGAUUUUUUUUAUUAUAAUUAUAGUUAUUUUUAUUUUUAAACUGGAGCAUGCACUUAUUUUCAGAAAUUUAGACUUGCCCCUAGCAGAUGACUUACCAAAGGUAAUAUUCACAAGUAGGUGGCAGAUGUAGCAAAAACUUAUCAGAUAUUCAGCAAUCGUUCGUUUGGGUCAUUUAGCGUAGUAAUAACCCUUAAAGAAAAUAAGCCUUUAGUUGCUCUCCAUUUUUGACUUGUAAGGAUGAUACCUCAUAAGCUGGAUCAGACUUUUUUUUCUUUUGUUUUGCUGAGGGUUUUUCUUUUUUUUUUUUCUUUUUUUUUUUUUGUUAGGUCUUUUAGUGUUAUGUAAAUGUAUGCUGCAAUAGCUUUUGCUGCUAUUAAAAUGGUAUUACUAAUACCAUAAUACUCUAUUCAGGCUAGGGUAUCAAUUAAAAAAUGAAUAUGUGAUUAAACUAGUGAUGGCUGCUGAAAGGAGAUCAGUAUAGCAUACAGAAAAGCUUCCAAGGAAGGUCAAUAUUUUUUGACUGCAUGUUUACUUAAUCAGGUUGCUGCAUGCAAUAAAUUUUAUAUAUGUCUAAUAUAAAACCUGCCCACAAUGCACAAAUUACAAGUCUACUUAGGUGACAAAAUAUUGAAUAACAAAGAAAAAAAACUGAUUACUGACUGGAGGAAGGCAUGCCUCAGUAAAUGUAAUGCUUCUGAAAUUAGGAUCAGCCCAUUACAGAAUGACCUAUACUACAACAAAUAUAAAAACUAGCUGUAGGAUAUUCAUAAAACAAAUUUGUGGAUGGUAGAUGAAGUACUUUGCGGUGCUCUGUUAUAUAUCGUGCAAUUUAUUUUAUAUAGUAAGGUGAUUAUGUCUAGUACUGUGAUCAAACUUAACUGUUAAAGCCUCUGUAUCCGACAUUAACACACUCUUGACAGUUCAUAACAGGUACAUAAACAGAAAUGAGCUCUUAGUUACAAUCUCUCUCCUAACGCUUGCACCAGUUAUGUAGUUGCAGACUUUGUCCAGAAAACCAAAGAGCUCAUACUAGCAUACAUACACUACCAAUUAGAUAGUCUGUCAACCUAAUGAACUAGGCACAUUUAAGAAAGUUAGAAAAAGAAGUGGUGCUAAAGAAAUGUCUGCAUAUAAAAGUAACAUGAGAUGUCUGCUCUGUGGAUGUGGCGUUAUCUCUCUAAUCCCUGGAUGUAUCCUGUGAAGCUUGAACACAAUUAAGACCUGCUAACACAGUGGACAUUUUUUUAGCAUGAACUAUGGGGCUGCAGAUAGCAUAUAAACACACUUGGUAUACUAAUGAUUGUGAGAAUGUGUACACUAUUUUUCUUUUUUUUUUCCUUUGUUUUUGCAGUUCUGGGGACAAUCUGACUGGAUAUGACACCGCAUAGUAGAUUUAAAUGUUCUGGGUUUUGUUUGUCGUGAUGUCCUCGUUUGUGUCUAAUUUAGUAAGCUGUUUUUCCCAGUGUUUAGUUGCAAGUAUUGGCUUUGAAAGGAACUUUUCUGUUUUUGAAGAAAAAAA